CUUGAAGCGUUUAGGGUGCUCUGCAAUGCAGUUGUCGAAGACGAUAAUUGCGUGAACCUAACUUGCGGUAGUUAUAUUGAGACCAGCAGGUACGCAACGACUUUUAUUGGCCCCUGUUUAACGGAUACCUGCUGUCGAAUCGAGAACCGAGUCAAGCGACACCGACGCGGCGGAUGCUGUCGCUCACGGGGAGAGAUUCAAACACCGAAAUCGAUCCACCAACAUCACCAGAGUUUUGAUAACCCUCUGUUCAAGCCUUGCAUCUCGUUCGCUUCCCACGCCACCCGCACGUUCAAACAUCGUCUUCCAACCAUGUCCAGGGCAUCGAAGCUUACGCUGGCCGCGACAUCGCUGUUCGCCGCCAGCACCAUUGUCAUUGUCCAUUUCCAACAAAAGUUUGAAAAAGAGGCCAUGCAUCAAGGAGUGGUACGCGACAUCGAACAGCAGCGCAUCAAACGAGAACGCCAACUCGACUUCGACAUGCAGCGCGCCCUCGAGGAAGACUACAAGCGUGAGCAGACCGUCAGAGAUGCAACGGCGCCCUCACAACCCAGCGCAAGUGGCAUACAAACAUAAUCUAUAGCCGAUGGUCUGUCUUGUCUGUACCCAACAACUAGGCAAUACGAAGACAGGGCCGGAUCGACGGAAACAAGAAAUCACGGUGCAUUUGUAUGAUAUGAGGAUGAGAGGAGGGCCUCGGAAACGAUGAAUAGUACUCGUGGGUUCCUCUCACUGUCGAGGAUAGAAAAAGCUGAAGAGACGGCAUGACACUAAAUAGGGGCAUUACAUCGCGAUUAAGGUAAAGUAAUCGCCAAAAUGUUGCAAUGCUACGCGUAGAAAAGUCUACUACUGCGGCAUCGCUCGCGCAUAUAUGUUAGCGAAAUUCGCGUCGACCAGGAACAGUACCCAGCAAGGAAGGAGCAGAAGAAGCAGAUACUACCUUAUCUUCACUUGGGUACGAAGCCGGAUAGUCUACCCGAGCUGAGACGGAGGAAACAUUACUGCAC
This is a messenger RNA of Colletotrichum scovillei, 1007 nucleotides long. RefSeq lists its product as uncharacterized. Bases 313 to 576 code for a protein of 87 amino acids. The record is from RefSeq and is a predicted model, not a curated record. NCBI's taxonomy places the organism in Eukaryota, Fungi, Ascomycota, Sordariomycetes, Glomerellales, Glomerellaceae. The transcript is spliced from 2 exons. Gene Ontology annotation, biological process: mitochondrial respiratory chain complex IV assembly. Gene Ontology annotation, cellular component: mitochondrion.